Molecule: messenger RNA, 1089 nt
Organism: Fulvia fulva
Lineage: Eukaryota; Fungi; Ascomycota; Dothideomycetes; Mycosphaerellales; Mycosphaerellaceae
Product: Putative hetero-Diels-Alderase asR5
Exons: 1
Coding region: 1-1089 (362 amino acids)
Source: RefSeq, a predicted model, not a curated record
AUGAAGUCUCUACUUCUCCUAUCUGUUGCACUACCAACUGCAUUCGCGACCUCCAACCUCGACCAUUCGUCACGAUCAGACCCAUCAGGCGACGCACUGCUCCAGAAAGUCUACCAGUUCCCUAACAACACCUGGGUGGAGAACUUGGCUGUUCGAAGCAACGGCAAUAUCCUCGUAUCUCUGAUCUCCUCACCCGAAGUUUGGCAAAUUAACCCCGAAGCGCAAUCGGCAGAGCUGGUUUUUGCAUUCCCCCAUGCGACCAGUGCCAUGGGCUUCGCUGAGGUCACCGAGGACGUCUUCAUAGUCAGUAUCGGGAAUUUCAGCUACGUGACUGGAGCAGAACAGCAAGGCAGCUGGAGCGUGUGGGAAUUGGACUUUGGCCACGCUCCACUUCCCGUCGACGAGGGACGAGGCUAUUGGAGAAGGCCACAUUAUGGCUACGAGCAGGAUAUCGCUAGGGUGCGCAAAGUCCUCGAUAUACCAGAAGCAGUCUUCCUCAAUGGCGCCACUGCUCUUCCAGGCUCUGCUGAGACUGGCAUCGUACUCAUCGCGGACUCAGAGCUUGGUACGAUCUGGCGCGUCAACACCCGUGUUGAGACAUACAGGGUUGCCGCCCAAGAUCCUGCCUUCAGGCCUAAUGCCUCAAUACCUCUCCAGAUUGGGAUCAAUGGUAUGCAUUAUCACGAAGGCUACGUCUAUAGCAGCAAUACCUUCAGCACACCACUCCUUGCUCGAACUCCAGUAUCACCCUCAGGAUAUGCCACAGGUCCAGUCGAGGUCAUUUCUGAGAGUGCAGAGUUUCCUGUGAAUGGCGGUGCGGCGGCUGAUGACUUUGCGAUUGGUGCGAAAGGUGACAUCUGGCUCGCGAGCGCAAGCAGUACACUGGUGAAGAUCGCGGCGCAUGGAGAGCAAGAGGUAGUUGCCGGUGGUGCCGACUCAAAGGUGUUACUGGGGUGCACUUCUGCUGCGUUUGGCCGGGCCACAAAGAUGAAGGAUAUCUUAUACAUCUCGACUAAUGGAGGACUUGGUAACCCUGCGCUGGGAGUGGUUGGAGGUGGGUUGUACUCACUCGAUACUGCGAGGUUGUAA